AUGCUUCUAGACGAUGUUACAUUCGAGUAUGCCGAGCACUUUAGGCUUAGCUGCCAUUUUUAUUUUAUUACCGAUGUUAUAUUUUCAAUUAACUUUGCCCAAGAAGUCCCGCUUGCCGUUGAUCAAUGGGAAAAAAUUAUCCGAAUUCUCGCAUACCCACUCUGGGAAGCGAUUUUUGAAAAAUGCACGCAUCUUGAUUGGCCCGGGGCUUUUCGCCUUUUGACAGACAAUGGGCCAAAGACCGUGCUUUCUGCUGGUUAUGCCGAUGAGAUUCGCAGCCACCCUUUGCUGAACUUUGGGGCCGCUAUUGCGAAGGAAUUUCACGCCGAUAUCAAAGGCUUUGACACAUUCAAACAAGGAACUAGAGCAGACGAGAUUUUCCAGGAUGCCGUCAGGAUGCAGUUAACGCAUCACCUCGGAAAUGUUAUCGAACCUAUUUCCACCGAGGCUUCUAUCAUCCUUGAAAGAGAUUGGACAAAUAAUCAUGUGCUUGAGGAAAGACGACAAGCAAAAGAGGCAGCUAUCCGGGUCGGUAAAACGCCAGAGCGUUAUCUCGAUGCCAUGCAGUGGUUGGAAGAAUCUGCUAGGGGUCGCUAUUAUGACCCUGUUGUAGCACAAUUAUCAUUUUCCCACGCCGCUAUUCAUACGACAUCAGAUCUUCUCACACAAGUGCUCUUUAAUCUUUGUGGGCGCGAAGAACUUACUCAGAAACUGCGCGAUGAAAUUAUCACAGUGACGCAGGCGGAGGGAUUGAAGAAGACCACAUUAUUUAAACUAAAGCUGAUGGACAGUGUUUUGAAGGAGACUCAACGUCUGAAGCCGGUUGCAGUUGGUGAGAGCAUCCAGAAUUCUUUGUGUCCCGCCCCUCAGUCAUUUUAUGAAAUAUCUCAACAACUCUUCCUAACCACAAUGAGACGACUUGCGGAAGAAGAUAUCGAACUAUCUGAUAAAACGUUUAUACCAAAGGGCGAGCUUAUCGUUGUCGCAUGUGACAAAAUGUGGGAUCCAGACACCUAUCCCAACCCAAGCACAUUCGACCCGUACCGAUUCGUAAAGUUUCGUGAGAAGCCUGGCCAUGAGAUGUCCGCUCAGCUAGUGUCAACCUCUCCGGAACACUUGGGAUUCGGAUUUGGGAAACAUACCUGUCCGGGCCGGUUCUUCGCAGCGACACUCGCUAGCACUCAAGAUUGCUCUUUGUCCUCGUUCGUCUUUAUGUUCUAUUGA
Molecule: messenger RNA, 1224 nt
Organism: Histoplasma mississippiense
Lineage: Eukaryota; Fungi; Ascomycota; Eurotiomycetes; Onygenales; Ajellomycetaceae
Exons: 4
Coding region: 1-1224 (407 amino acids)
Molecular function (GO): heme binding; monooxygenase activity; iron ion binding
Source: RefSeq, a predicted model, not a curated record